AUGACAAUCAAACAAGCAAACAUCCCGUUGUUUACCACACCUACUAAGAGUGUUAAAACCAUUGGCAUAAUCAAAAACAAUAUAAAUAAUCAGAAGGUCAUUCCAGAUCCAACAACAAGUGUAGACAGACAAUUAUCAACCACUGUACUAAAACGUGUUUCGUUUUAUAUACCAGAAAACCGCUGCCACGACAUCUCAACUAAGGUUAAUAAUUACCCCAAAGACAAAUAUAUCAAUUCACUUCCAAAAAAUGAAUCUCAGUCAACCGAAUCUAAUAGCUUGGGGUCUAAAUUAGGGAGCAAAAUAGACGGUGUGAUAAAGAUGGGUUGUAAACUUACCAACAAAUUGGACAAUGUCAUCAGGACCAACAACAAGCAUGAUAAAUUUGAGACCCCUAGGUUUGAAAUCAAAGUGGAUGCACCAAAAUCCGACAUAAACACAUUUGAUAGUGCUAAAUCUAGUGAUAAAAAGAAAUCUACCCCCGCAAAUAAAGUUAUUGACUUUGGGAAAAACUAUGCUUUGAAGUGGGAUAGUAAAGUUGCCAAAAUGUAUACACCCGUUAGGAACUCGGAAGAUAACAUAGUACUGAAUAGCUAUAAAGUUUAUUCUAAUGAAGAUGGCAGCAAAAAGUCCAUUUUGCACUCGCUAAAAUAUACUUCACACAAUCCUGAUGAUUGUGAUAUUGAGAGUAUUGUGAAGGAUAGGUGGCUAUGGGAUAUCAUAUCAAAUAAAAGGAUAAGUGAUAAUGAAACAUCAGAUAGAGUUUGUUUUGGCAUGAAACAGGACGAUUUAUUGGACGGGUUCGACAUAUUCUGCCAGCAAAUGGCACAAGGGGCUGGUGCCAAUUUAAUUAACACGUUAACCAACGUGAGCAGCGAAGAUAUGCAAAACACCGAAUUCAUUAGGGACUAUAAGGGCAGUGGCAGUGAUUUGUUACAACAAGGCAAGUCUCUAUAUGUACUACCUCCCACCAUAGCAAAUACAACUGAUGAUGAUGAAGCUGGGUCAUUAGACCAUAGGGGCAACUAUGAUUAUUUUGGGGAUUACAGUGAUAUAAGGGAGUUGUUUAUGCCCAUAGGCAAAGGCAUUUGGCGUUGGGCAAACUCUGCAGUGCCCACUAAAGAAACAAAAUGCAGAUCUACCCAAACCGAAGAGGGCGUGGAGAGUAUAAUUCUUGACACCAGUUUGGGGCCUGGUUUUGAAUUCAUUUACUCCACAAACACGAACGAAAUAUAUCAAUUGGUAUUCCGCCAUGAUGCCGUCGUUAAUGAUAUGGCGCAGAGUGUGGUCCGCGAUUGUGAAAUAUACAAUCUAAUGUCAACCACAAGCAUCGGAGACGGUAUAUAA
Babesia microti strain RI is the source of this 1347-nucleotide messenger RNA. RefSeq lists its product as hypothetical. The coding region runs from base 1 to 1347 and encodes 448 amino acids. The transcript is spliced from 2 exons. Lineage: Eukaryota; Apicomplexa; Aconoidasida; Piroplasmida; Babesiidae. The record is from RefSeq and is a predicted model, not a curated record.